Messenger RNA from Saccostrea echinata, 1177 nucleotides. RefSeq lists its product as uncharacterized. Gene Ontology annotation, molecular function: proton channel activity. The record is from RefSeq and is a predicted model, not a curated record. Lineage: Eukaryota; Metazoa; Mollusca; Bivalvia; Ostreida; Ostreidae. Gene Ontology annotation, biological process: proton transmembrane transport. The transcript is spliced from 2 exons. Gene Ontology annotation, cellular component: membrane. Bases 162 to 1160 code for a protein of 332 amino acids.
AAUGAUCAAACAGAACACAAAGAUGGUCUCAGAAUUUCCAUAACUUUUUUAUGGGUGUUUGGUAUGGCGUCUGUCGCUGAAGAGGCGUUAGAAAUGGCGAUCAAUAUAGAUUCAACUUUGAAAAGUACAUUUCCAUAAAUUAUGGUUUACUAUUCACUCUGAUGACCAAUGCUGUAUUGUGGUUCAUCUCAGAAAUGGAGGAAAUAGAUGGAUAUUACGAAAACUUCGAUAUACAUGCAAACAGAUCACAAGAUCCAUGCUUUUGGAAUUCAAAUAUAACAAGAGAAGUUCUGUCAAAACUCAACCCUUACCUUUCACCUGCAAAUAUCGAAUUCUUCUUGCUCUCGUCGGGUCUAAUUCUGAGUAUGAUGCCAAAACAUUCUCAGAGUGAUUUAGGUGAAGAAGAAGAGCAGACGCCCGAGGAGUUGGUUCCGAUUCUUGGUCCAACUGAAAGACGACAUCUGAGAGAAAGGCCCCACCAACUCCACCAUCCAGUCACACACUUUGCUUUCAUAAUCAUCGUUAUCAUUGUAAAUCUGACACUGAUUACAGGCAAUGUUGUAUUUGUAUUCGUUUUGCCAGAUAGCAACAGUAUGUUUUGUACAUGGUUAGUCAUUGAUACACUUUACAAACUGAUUAUGUUGAUAGUCAUAUUGCUGAUUUAUUACCAUAUCCAUAUCUUUGGUGAGACGGAGCCGAGAAGGCAUCAUCUAAAACCAGGCCAAUACAUUCUACUUAUAUCUACCAUGGGGACAGUAGCCGUCUGUGCGUUUGGAAUGAUAGGAGGAGUCCAAAUCCUCCCAGCUUUCAAAGGACAUAUUUAUAUAACUGACAACUCCCUUGACAUCACUGUUGCUUUCUUACAGACUGUUCUAUUGAUACACAUGGAACGGAUUAACCGAUUGAACUCGGAAGGCAACCAUAUUCCUACAGAACUUCUAUGCGUUUUUCUAGCCCUUUGUAACAUAACAUACUGGAUUCUUGAUAGCUUUAUUGAUGUCCGAUAUAUAGAAUCGAAACACAUUACUGGUGAAAUAUUUGACAAGGAGAACUGGGAUGACGUACAAGAUUUAUUGGCGCCAAUGCUAAUUUUUUAUCGGUUUCACGCAUUCCUUGAUUGGUACGUUAUAUACUGUAAAUUUAAAAGAAUGUACAAAUAAAUGAUAAAGAGAAAUUU